Molecule: messenger RNA, 1797 nt
Organism: Stylonychia lemnae
Lineage: Eukaryota; Ciliophora; Spirotrichea; Sporadotrichida; Oxytrichidae
Source: the annotation of a GenBank genome assembly
AUGCCCAACGUAAAUGUCAUGAAAAAAGAGCUCUUCAAGUUCAUCGGAAGAGAAUUCACUGAUGAGGAGUUCAUUAACCUUUGCUUCGAGUUCGGACUUGAAAUGGAAUAGGGAGACGGAACAGAGAUGCAAAUGACUAGAGUAGAUGAUAAAGGAACUGCUAUUGAUAUCAGCAAGGAAGAGGUCUAUAAGCUAGAGGUAGCUGCCAACAGAUAUGAUUUAUUGUGCCUCGAAGGUAUUUCAUAGAUAUUGAAAAGUUAUCUUGGCUUCGGAAAGAUCCCAAGACUCACCAUCAAGAACCAGAGAGAGGGCCCACUAGAGAGAAUCAUCGUAAAACCCGAGACUUAGGAGGUGAGACCAUUCGUGGUAGGAGCUAUUCUCAGAAACAUUACUUUUGACAUUCAGUCUUACAACUCAUUCAUUGAUCUUCAAGACAAAUUACAUCAAAACAUUUGCAGAAAGAGAACUCUAGGCUCAAUGGGCACUCAUGACUACGACAAGAUUCAGGGACCAAUCACCUACGAGGCCAGACACCCAAGAGACAUUGUAUUCUAGGCACUAAAGCAAACUGAGUCGAUGAAUGCUGAACAAUUAUUCGAAAAGCUCAGACAAGACUAGAAGCUGAAGAAAUACCUACAUAUCAUUGAGAACAAGCCAAAGUUCCCAGUCUUCUAUGAUGCCAAUGGUUAAGUGCUUUCACUUCCACCCAUUAUUAAUUCUGAUGCUACCAAGGUCUCACUUGAUACUAAGAAUGUAUUUAUUGAAAUGACAGGAACUGAUCUCCACAAGAUUGAAAUCUGUUUAAUCAUCGUAGCAGGUUUGUUCUCCAGCCACUGUGCUCCAGAAAGUGAAUUUACUAUUGAGCAAGUUGAGGUUCAUCAUGAGGUAGAUGGCAGAAUUGAAGUAUUCCCGUAAUUAACUUAUCACGAGUUCGAAGUACAACUCAGCCAAGUUAACAAGACUCUUGGACUUAGUAUGGAUAUCCAAAAGGCAAAGGAAUGCGCUGAAAAGAUGGGAUUAUUAAUCAAGGAUCAGGAUGACACUACAAAGCUAGUAGUUGAAGUUCCACCCAUUAGAAGUGAUGUAUUGCAUGCUUGUGAUAUUAUUGAAGAUAUUGGUAUUGCUUUUGGCUACAAUAACAUCCCAAGAGAGCUCCCACCCACUAAUACUAUUGGAAUGCAACAACCAUUAAAUAAAUUCUCUGAUUUAGUCAGAAUUGAACUUGGCCAAGCUGGGUAUAUUGAAUGCUUGACUAUGUCACUUUUGUCAAUUAAGGAGAACUACGAAUUCCUCAACAAGCCAUUCAAUGAGAACGAAGCAAUUCAAAUCUCUAACCCAAAGACUAUUGAAUUCGAGGUAGUCAGAACUUCCUUGAUUCCAGGUUUACUCAAGGUCUUCCAAUCUAAUAUGAAUGAGAGUCUUCCUCAGAAAGUUUUCGAGGUUAGUGAUGUUGCAAUGCUUGAUGAUACCUCAGAUGUUCUUGCCAGAAACGAGAGAAGAAUCAGCGCUAUGUAUAUGAACACUAACUCUGGCUUCGAAAUUAUUCAAGGAGUAGUUGACCUAAUUAUGACUAAAAUUGGAGCCAAGCAUGGAGAAGAUUAUAGACUUCAAGAAUCAGAUGAUCCCAUGUACUUCCCAAGAAGAGGAGCUAAUGUCGUGUUGAGCGGUAAGGUAAUUGGAAGCCUCGGAGUGCUUCACCCAUAAGUGUUAGAUUCAUUCCACAUUAAGUACCCAGUAACCUGUUUCGAACUUAGACUCAAUGAGAUCUUCGAGCACUUCAAACUCAAGAGUCAGUGA